This is a messenger RNA of Siniperca chuatsi (mandarin fish), 1560 nucleotides long. RefSeq names its product proteasome subunit beta type-5-like. The transcript has a single exon. The record is from RefSeq and is a predicted model, not a curated record. Gene Ontology annotation, cellular component: proteasome core complex. The coding region runs from base 1 to 1149 and encodes 382 amino acids. NCBI's taxonomy places the organism in Eukaryota, Metazoa, Chordata, Actinopteri, Centrarchiformes, Sinipercidae.
AUGGCUUUACAGGACCUGUGCAAUUUCCAGGACAUCUUUCUGGACAGUAUAACCACCGAAUGUUCUUCAGUGCCUUUUGGAAAGAAGACUGGCUGUAACUAUGUGAGUGGUUUGCCCUUUAGCAGUAGCACAAGUCUGUUUAAUUUUUAUAUUCCAGUUGCAGAGUACCUGGGUGAAAGUCCAAUACAGUUUGGGCAAAUCAACACCGUCCAAAGCUCCAGCACCGUCUCAUCUCAAGACUCCAUUUUACCAUCCCUCUCCUUGCCCUCUCAGUCUGUCCCUCUGCCUUUUCCCAUGUCUCAUGGCACCACCACCCUGGCUUUCAUGUUUCAGGGCGGAGUGUUGGCUGCAGCAGACACUCGUUCCAGUUGCUCUGGGCUUGUGGCAUGCCCAGCCUCCCAGAAGAUCGUGCCCAUUCACAGUCAUUUGGUGGGUACUACUUCAGGUACUUCAGCCGACUGUGCCCUUUGGAAACGGAUUCUAGCUCGAGAACUGCGGCUCUACCAACUCCGCCACGGCCGACGGUUGUCCACAAGCGGAGCUGCCAAAUUGCUUUCCCACAUGCUUCACCCGUUUAAGGGAACUGAGCUGUGUGUGGCUGCAACGUUGUGUGGGUGGGAUGGAGGAGAGGUAGAUGACCACGGAGGUGCAAAGAUUGAUCUCAGUGGUCGUAUAGAAACAACAAAGAAUCAAAAGACUGAUCUUGGAAAGUCUGCAGAUACCAGUCUUGACAAGACCUCUCUGGCAAAGAUAAAGAGUCAGAACUCUUCUUCAGCAAUUGGUGGACAACAGUGCUUUGCCAGAAAGAAAGUGAGUUUCUCUGGACCCAGUCUGUACUAUGUGUGCAGUGAUGGUACUCGGCUGCAGGGAACGCUCUUCUCUGUGGGUUCGGGAUCACCCUAUGCCUACUCAAUUUUGGACCAAGGGGUUCAAUGGGGACUGACAGUGGACGAGGCCACAUCAAUAGCCAGAGAGGCUGUAUACAGAGCCACACACAGGGAUGCAUACUCAGGAAACUGUGUAGACAUCUAUCACAUCUCCUCAAAAGGAUGGACUCGCAGGAGCAGAGAGGAUUUGAAAGAGGAAUAUUACAGAGAAAAGGAAAGACAAGAGAGAAGAGGAAGACAGGACGUAACUCUGUCUGAGUAAAGACAUGAAACAAACAAAAAUGGCAUGAGAAAAGAAAGGCAAACAUUGGGGAGUAUUUUGGAGAGACGUGAUGGCAUCUUUGCAGCAGAUACUAAAUUAAUGAACAGGACAGGCAGUUGCAUCCUCCAGGCUAUUUCUCAAAUGAUUUGGGCAUGCAUAUCGUUCCCUGUAAUAAACAGCUGAUGUUUUGUUUGCGCUGAUGAUAAAAUGUAUUCUAACAGCACACUGCUGGCUGGCAUUUCGAUUUAGACGUUAAAACGUUAUGAAUCAUUUCAAGUAUGUGAGAUAAAUACAACUUAUUCCUGCAUGUGCUUGAAUCGCAUAAACACAGAGAGAAGCAAAAAAGGACUAGAGUGAAUAGUCUAAAUAAUCUAAAUGUCUGGAGUCUGAAGGUCAUAAUCUAUUGCUGUG